Messenger RNA from Perca flavescens (yellow perch), 3704 nucleotides. It is a transcript of the gene sfswap, whose product is annotated as splicing factor SWAP. Lineage: Eukaryota; Metazoa; Chordata; Actinopteri; Perciformes; Percidae. Gene Ontology annotation, biological process: mRNA 5'-splice site recognition; RNA processing. The record is from RefSeq and is a predicted model, not a curated record. The transcript is spliced from 19 exons. Bases 188 to 3010 code for a protein of 940 amino acids. Gene Ontology annotation, molecular function: RNA binding.
CACAGUUGCAUUUACUUGCUUUCCAACAUGGCGACUGGCGGCGUAGAAUUUUAUUUUGGGGUAUAACAUCACGGAAUAUCGUAACAUUUUGGCCAUAUGCAAAGUAUUUGGUUCUCAGAAAACCUUUAGUGUACCGUCAUUACUAUUCUGUCUUACAAGUUAAUCUGUUUUUACGAGUAAUUGGGAGAUGUAUCGUCGCGGAGCCGCAAAGAAGGACCACAACAACAAACCGGUGAAGAAGGAUGUGAGUGACAGUGAUAAAUACGCCGAUCUCUUGGUGUUCGGAUAUGCCUGCAAACUGUUUCCAGACGACGAAAGGGCUCUUUACCACGAACAUGGAAAACAUCUUAUCCCAUGGAUGGGGGAAAAAAGCAUCAUGAUUGAUAGAUACGAUGGGCGUGGUCACUUACAUGACCUUUCAGAGUAUGACAGCGGGUCAUGGAAUACAUCCUACCAGCUGUCGGAGGAGGAGGCCAGGAUUGAAGCACUGUGCGAUGAGGAGAGGUACCUGGCUUUGCACACUGACCUGCUGGAAGAGGAGGCCAGACAAGAGGAGGAGUACAAACGUCUGAGUGAGGCUCUGGCUGAUGAAGGCACCUACAAUGCAGUGGCCUUCAAAUACAGUGCUGACUACUAUGACCCCUCUCAGCCCACUGAGGAGGAGGAGGCUAACAGGGAAGCUGAAGAAGCAGAGCCUGAGGAGAGUGAAGAACCGUUUGUUGCUCCCCCAGGACUCGCUAUCCCUCCUGAUGUGGAACUGCCGGCAACCAUCAAGACCCAUAACAUCAUCGAGAGGACAGCCAACUUUGUAUCUCAGCAGGGGGCUCAGUUUGAGAUAGUCCUGAAAGCUAAGCAGUCCGGUAACUCCCAGUUUGACUUUCUCCGGUUUGACCAUUACCUGAACCCUUACUACAAACACAUCCUGCGGGCCAUGAAGGAAGGUCGAUACAACCUUGUUUCCGCCAAGAAGCAAGAGCAGCCGCAAGAAUCCCAUUCUGAUGAUUCAGAUGAGGAUGGAGAUGGCAGUUACCUCCAUCCCAGCCUGUUUGCCCCGAAAAAGUGCUCUCGCCUGGAGGAGCUGGUGAAGCCUCUCAAAGUGAUGGACCCAGACCAUCCUCUGGCAGCACUUGUACGAAAAGCCAGACAGGAAAGGAAUGGCACAGCAACAGAGGCUCUCAAACCAGAGGAAGUGACAGUCCCAGCUGGAUCCAGCACACCAGCGCAGUACACUGCUGACCCAAAUGCAGCAGCAGUGUAUUAUGGGUACUACAUGCUUCCUGACGGAACGUUCUGCUUGGCCCCGCCUCCCCCAGGGAUAGAUGCCAGCGCCUACUAUAACAGUAUGCCCUCAGCUGUCAUGGCUCCUCCGUCUUCUGAGGCUAUGCCUAAUCUAGGAACUACACCCACCCCUCCUGUAACUAUCGCCAUGGCACCGCCAGCUACAGCUCCCCCUCAGGUCACCAGCUCUGCUGCUCCGGUUGUUGUACCAGAAACCAGUUCGAAACACGAAGCUCAAGUUUCCACACCAGUAGCACAAGCCAUCAUUCCCCCACCGCCUGACACCCAGCCAGUCAUAGACAAGCUAGCCGAGUACGUCGCAAGGAACGGUGUUAAGUUUGAGGCCAGUGUCCGUGCCAAGAAUGAUCCACGGUUUGACUUUCUGCAGUCUUGGAAUCAGUACAACAGCUAUUACGAGUUUAAGAAGAAUUACUUCAUGCAGAGGGAAGGAAAAGGCUUUCCAGAGAGUGAGACAGUAGAUGAUGAUGAUAAGCUUCAAUUAGACACAUCAGCCCAGGACAAGCUGACAAAAGCCUCUUUUGCCCCCAUCUGUUUUGCCAUCAAGGCAAAGGAAAACGACAUGCUGCCGCUGGAGAAGAACAGAGUUCGAUUGGAUGAUGAUUCCGACGAGGACAAGUUGGUGGAAGAGCAGAGUCUCCUAGCUGUGAUUGGUGGGGUUGAGAUGGUUGUCAAGGAGUCUGCUCCAUUCAGUGCACCAGAAGAGAAGAGACCCUCCCUCAGUUUGGAGGAGUUGGAGGCAAAACAAGCCAAGCAGAAACUGGAGGACCGUCUAGCAGCUGCAGCCAGGGAGAAGCUGGCCCAGGCAUCUAAGGAGUCCAAGGAGAAACAGCUACAAGCGGAAAGGAAGAGGAAGGCAGCGCUCUUCCUACAGACCCUCCGCAGCCCCUUCACUGGGGAGCCUGAGGCCAAGAGAGCUGAGCUAGACUCAACUGUACAUCUUGAGAUGCAAGAAGCCCUUUCUGUCCUGUCUGACCCUGCCCCUCCUCAAGUGUCCUCUGCAGCACCUGUGUAUCUUAAGGAUCAUAGACCCGCCGCGGAGAACAAAGGAGCCUAUCGCAGCAGGGAGGCCCCAUCCUCCUCAUCCUCCCACACUACCUCCAGAGGAGCAGCAAGAGACAGAGACAGAGACAGAGACCGAGACCGAGAUAGGGAUAGGGAUAGAGAAAGAGACAGGAACAAAGGGAGGGACAAAGACAAAAAGAAGAAAAAACACAAGAGGAGGUCGAGAUCGAAGUCGAGGUCCAGGUCGAAGAGCAAACACUCCCUCCCCAGUGCCUACAGGAGAGCCGGCAGGUCUCGAUCCCACUCACACUCCCCGGGGAGAAGGGACAGGCGGGGCCCCUCAUCGGAGAGGAGACGUGAAGAGAGAGAGCGGGAGCGCCAUCAUCCCAGCAGCAGCUGCAGCCUGCCCAGGGGGCAUUCCAGAUCCAGGUCCCCUCCUGACAAAAGGAGGAGCUCCUUGUCAUCUUCAGGACAGCUGCAAAUUGUGGGUUCCUCUCUCUCCCCAUAUUCCUCACCCGGCAGAGUUUUGUCCCCAUCAGCUAGCCCCGCCUCCAGCCUGGCUCACUCCAGGGGUGGUUCUCUGGAGAAAGACAAGGCAGUGGCCUCAUCCAUAGUAUCCUCUGUUCAGUCCAAAAUAACUCAGGAUCUGAUGGCCAGAGUGCGAGCCAUGCUUGCCACCUCCAAGACCUUCCAAUCUCCCAAUUCCUAAAGAUAGGGCAUGGCUUCCUACUGGCCGCGGCAACCUCGGACAAUCAGCGAGCGGCAUUCUCCGAUUUCCUGGAGAUUUAUUUGGCCUGGAUCUGUUUCAUCUCCCUGUGUUCAUCCUCCAUUUAUGAUUUGAUAUUGAUUUGAGCGUUGUCAGAUUCAGUUGGGCCACGUUGUGUCUUCUGCAGUGUUGUAAGAGUGAUGUAAAGGCACUCAUUAAGCUGAAAUAUCUGGUGUCACACCUGACCUGAGAAAAGAGCUCAUCAGUUCGGAGAGCAUGUCAGCAGCUGGCAUGUUUUGGUGCAAAUGUGGAAAUAAAUCCAAUAUGUUAUGUUGCAUCCUGUUUUAAAACUCAACUCUCCCACAUGGUGACAGUCAUUCUUGGCAGCAUUACGUAAAGCUGCUGGAGAUCUGUAUUCUCUCUCCUUCUAUGAAGGGUUGUGUUGUUUUGAUAAAUUCAAUUCUCUCCUCCAUCAUCUACUAUUCUCUGCUGUUGUUUUCCCUCUUAUUUCCGCCCCCAGCUGUCUUUGCUCUCCGGCACGUCACACUUCUGCUUGAGAAGCCCUUUUCAUUUUCUACCCUGUCCCUCAGCUCUAGUGCGUGGUCUUUUACUUCUGUUCCUGGUUUGUACUAUAAUGGAAUUUAAUGCAGAACAACUUUGUAAUCCAAACUGUCAAUAAAGUUUCAAUUAUGAUUUA